GACAAGUGACAAUUGACAACUUCAAUCGCGCCAUUUUUGUUUAUGUUUUAUUAUAUUCAAUUUUAUACUAAUCUAAGAACGAAAUGGAAAUUAACUUCGACAUAUACGACAACUUACCAAAUAAAGAGCACAUCUUAGAGCAAGAUGUGGAAAAGCUUCAGGACCAAAUUCAACUGAUGGAGGCUCACAUUGCAGCCCUUGAAGCUGACAUCGCGAAGUUGUGUGCUAAAGUAACAGAAAUGAAAAAGGUUCGUGACAACUUGGAAAAGAAUAUCUCCGAGUUGUACAAAACUGCCAAAGCAGAAAUUGAACGGAAAGAUAGGAUGAUAGCUGAACUGAGAAACCAACUAGACCAAUUUAUUCUGCAAAGAAAUUGUAAUACUAGCACCACUUUUGCGGUUAAGCGCCAAAGGGAGAGAAGUCCGGGCUCACAUGGCUUUGAAAAUGCCAUAAAAAAAGUAAAGAGAGAAUAUGACCAUCGCAAAGGUAAACGCAGUCCAAGCCCACAUAAAAGGAGCAGAAGUCGUUCACGAUCUAGAGAAAAGCAUAGACGUAUACAUAGGGAAAAGAGUAGGGAUAGAAAACGGGAUUGUAAAAGUGAUGGCUCUGACAAAUAUGAUAAUGACAGAAAGUCAUCCACUAAAAGGGACAACAGUACAAAACCAAAAUUCUCAACAUCUAAGACUAUAACCAACAGACGUGACACAAAUGAACCAAAAACGGUCCACAGUGAAACAGGGGAUAAAAUCACUCAUGAUAAAUAUAACAAAGCAUCAAAAGACGGUGAUAAGUUGAUCGUAAAAUUAAAACGCCAUGAAAAAGAAAAUGUUAGUAAAGAUAUUCAAAUCCCAAAAGAGCCUGACAAGGUACAUGGAAACUUGAAAAGUAAUGUUCUUAUUCCAAGUGUACAAGAUCUGCCAAAAAAACCUGUUCAAGACGUUCUAAUCUCAAAAGAGAAUGAAAAAAUGAACAUGAUUUUGUUUGGGCCAGAUCCAGAAGAUCUUGAAAGAGAAAGUGUUCAAGAACCCCAAAUAUCAGAAGAGAACGACAAUAUAAAUAAAACGAGUUCUGCGUCAACUGUAAAACAUCCUGAAAAAGAAACUUUUCGAAAAAUCCAAGUAGCAGCAGAAGACAGCAAUAAGAAAACUGAAGUAACAAACGUUAAUGUUCAGAUUAUGAGUGAACAACAAAAUUCUGCCAGUGAACAGACAAACGCGACAGUCUUAAAUGUAAACGAAUCGGAAAAAGGAAUACACGAAAAAGAUUGUAGUGUGAUAGAAAACCAAGACAAUCAUUUUGCAAACGUAGACGAAAGUCCCGAGAAAAACGACAACGCUGAAAAAGGUGAACUUACAAAUAAAACGGACAAAACAAACAAAAAUGUGUUUGAAAAUAAACCUAAAGCUAAAGCGAGAAUCGAAGAUGUGACAACAAAGCUAAUAAAAAGGUUGGAGGAAAGUAAAACUGUCAAUGCGUCUGGUGAAGCAGAAACGGAUACGAAUGAAAUUGCAAUGGAUACAGUUCUUAGAGAUUUAGUAAGAACUGCUAUAUCAGAUCUUGGCAUAGAAAAUGUUUAUGACAUGAAAAAAACUGACGAGAUUUGUGACAAUGUUCCAAAUGAACAAGAGAAAAAAUUAAAAGCUUCCAGUAGUACUUUCCCUGACAAUACAGAAGUUGCAAGUACUUGCGAUAAUGUUGAAAAUAGCACCAAAUGCCAUACCGCUGAAGUUACUGAACAUAUGGAGCAACCAAACCCAGAAAUAAAUAGUAAUAGUUGUAGUAAGAAACAAGCCGUCAGCGUAAGCAUAGAAAGUUUAUCAAACAAUCUGACAAAAAAUAUAAAAAAUGAGACUUUAAAGAAAGAAAAGAAAGAUGAACGCGAAUCAACUCGUCCUACAGAGAUAGCAAAUCAUGCAACGAACUUAAAAGCAGCAGACACACAAACAACAAAGGAAGAAAAGUCCAAAGAUAAAAAUCAAGAGAAUAAGGAAACUUCAAAGCAAAAACUUCUAGAAAACAAAAAUGUUGCAAUAAUUAAAUCCACUAAGCCAACAACAAAUCAUUCUUUGAGCUCAGAAAUUAAAAGCAGCGCAACAAAAAAAGAACAUCGGAAAAAUGAAAAUAGGGAUAAACAUAAAUCAAAAAUCAUCGGUGUAAGUAAAAAAAUAAAAGUAAUGCAUCCAAAAGAGACUAAAAAAAGUGACGCAGUGAGUUUAAAAACCACAGACAGUUUAGCAAAGAAAAAAAAUGAGCAAAACAUCGUCAUAAACAAAAAAUGCGAAUCAGCCAGUUCUACAAAUGUAGCAACAAAUCAUGGGAUUACCGUAGGACAAGACAACUCAACACAGAAAGAGAGCAGCAAAAAUGAAAACGAUGUUAAACAGACAUCAAAGGACAAAGUCGCUGUAAAUAAGAGCAGUGAAGCGACUAAUACAACAGAAACUCCAAAAAGUAGUCUAGGGAACUCAAACAGUGCAGACAUUCCAACCAGAAAAGAAGUGAACAAAAAUGAAGAUGAAAACAGAAAUAAACAUAUACCAACGCAAAUAAACACCGUAAAUAAGAAAACUGAAUCAGUUCAUCCUGCAGAGGCACAAACAAUGAACACAACAAAGAAAAAACAUAGCAAAAACAAAGAUAGUCAACAAUGCAAAGAAAUUGACAUAAAUACAAAAAGUGAAGCAACGAGUCUUCCAAGUACAACUAACAAUGAUGUAACAAUUUCAGAAAGUGCAGAAAACGUAAAGAAAAAACACAAACACGAAAACGAACACAAGGUUAAACAAGUGUCAAAGCAAACCAAGGGUGUGAGCAAUAAAAAUGAAUCAAUGAAUCCUAUACAAACCACAAAAAAUGACGCAGUGAACGUAGAAGUGACAGAUAAGUCAGCAAAAAAAGAAAAUAAGCACAGUGAAAACAAAACUAAACCAAUCCCCAUGGAUGGUAAAAGUGAAUCAGUAAACUCUACUGAGCCCAGUAAAACUGAAGCAAUAAAUUCAAAAAUCGUAGAAAACUCAACAGAAAAUAAACAUGAAGAUGAAAACAAACACACAUUGAAGGAGGAUAAAAAGGAUGUGAAACUAGCAGCUGAAGUUAAACGCAGAAAAUCUAGAGAUAGAAGAGACUCCAGAGACAAAAAUUUUGUCAGCGCAAAAAAAGAUAGAUAUGACGAAGAAGUUCCUGAAUCUGAUCGCGUUUUAAGAAGUGCGGCCAAAAGAGAGAAGGUGGAAAAACCCAACGAAAAAAUUGUAGAAGACCAAAAUCAAAAGGCUGAGGCUUCUAGUGGUAAGAUGCAAGAAAAUGUUACAAAUAAAAUCGCGUCGAACGAUAUGUUGCUAACAAAUGAGUUUACAAGUUGCAUAGGUCUAACACAUGAAGGCGAGAUUCCUGUGUUGCAUCUCUCUGACUGUGAUCCUUGUACAAAUGACGGAAAUUUAUUUGACUUGAAUUUAAACAUUGACCCUUGUCCUCCCGUUACAUCGACGCCUGUAGCCACAAAUGUAGAUAUGCGACUUUUACGAGACGACUUGAACAUUUCUUUCAAUGAGACUGAAAAUACAAGCGCCAAUCAUAUAGAAACUAGUAAACCUUCGUGUAAUUCUGAUACUAUCACCGCUAGUACAAGAACCGAUAGUGAAUUAAGUAAUUCCGUUAAUGUAUCAAAUACGUCUUUCAAGCGAAAGCGAAGACGGGUCGUUAUAACAUGGUCAUAGCUUUUGUAAAUUUAAGAAUAUUGUAUAUAUUUCCAAUGUAUAUUUUCUAGAAUUUUAAUUUCAUUUUAUUUAAAACAUUUACGAAAAUGCAGGCCAUCAAAUAGUUUUGAAUUUAUAUAAAAAUAUUAUAUUUA
This is a messenger RNA of Zophobas morio, 3847 nucleotides long. It is a transcript of the gene FLASH, whose product is annotated as putative leucine-rich repeat-containing protein DDB_G0290503. The record is from RefSeq and is a predicted model, not a curated record. NCBI's taxonomy places the organism in Eukaryota, Metazoa, Arthropoda, Insecta, Coleoptera, Tenebrionidae. The transcript is spliced from 3 exons. The coding region runs from base 84 to 3713 and encodes 1209 amino acids.